CCCCAGCUCCAUUUAAAUUGAAACAACGGAAGCGACGCAUGAUGCAAUCCCAGUCCCCUUUCACUACAGACAGAAAUCUCGGCGUACCAACUGGGCCCGGGUUCAAGGUCAAACAAAGUUCCAAGGACGCCACGAAAUUUGUGGACUUCGAACGAAAAGGCAGCACUUGGAAGGAACCAUCAAAGUUUGAAAUACAGAGAUCUGGAAAGGAUUCGACAAAGUUCUGGUCACCGAGAUCGCAGAAGAAAAAGAAGCAUCAUGAGAAACGUGGACGACACACUUCUCCCGACUCCGGACUGGACAGUGACAAAAUGGCCGGAACAAAAACAGGAAAUGACACUACACGUUUGGAAGGAAUAGCAGAGGACAGACAAAAGCUCAAGAGUUUUCCAGAUGCAGAUGAAUAUGCAAAUAAAGAAGAUGAAGUCCUCACUUUCAUGUCAACCAUCAAAUCAGACACUGACGUCACAGGCAAAAUUGUCCACACAAGGCCAGUGGUGGAAGAAGAGCAGCUCUUGGAAAGUUUGAAGGAAUCUGAAGACACAAGUCCAGUUUCCAAGGAUACAGAAAAUCAAUUGAAUGUGUCAGCUGAAGGGAAAGAUUUGAAUGUUUCUCAUGAGGAAGAGGAGAAAAAUUUCCUUCAACACUCUAUUUCCAUUUCUUCUUGGGAGCAAAAGUUUGGGAUUACUCACAAUGCAUCCGAGUUUACAAAUCUGGAUGUGAACAGCCAUAGUGAUGUAGUAGAGGAAAGCUUUCAAAUAGACCAUGUUUCAAAGCUUUCAAAUGAUGCAGAUUCUUUGUCCCAAGAUAUAAAGCAUGAUAGUCAAUCUGAACUCGCUGUUCAUUCAGAUCUGAAAGAAUUCGAAGAUUCUGUUUCUCAAAAAUAUGAAGAUUUUGUUAAUUAUAUCCACAAUGCAUCACAGAAAAUUGUAACUGAAAAAGAACUUAGACCUAAAGGUUCAGCUGUAUCAGAAACCAGCAGUACAUCAAAUAAGUGUUGUUCAGUGGAUGUCGAUACCCAUAAUGCAACAAACAAUGAAUAUAUAUUAACCAAUUUGGCAUAUUCCAAGCAAAACAUCCAAAACAUUUCAGAAGAAUUAAGAGACCUGGUAUAUUCAGAAAAUUCUGGGGUUUUGACUGAAAGCCAGACAAAAACAAACAAUUCAUCGGAUGAAGAAAGACAGGAAUGCAACUCAACCACAGCAACAUGUGACUUUUCCCAUAGUGCACUUCAGCAGGAUCUGACCUUUGACCCAGGUCCUGAACGAGAUUCAGAUUUACGUCUGCAUAUCAGAUCUUUUGGAGAAUCUGUAAAGGAAGACGAUCAGGAGAGCGUGAUGCCACCAACACUAGUUCCAGAAAAACCCAAACCGCAGCUGGUUUCUACACCAUCUUCUCAGCGAAUAGCAACAGAAAUAGAGUCAUCUCCCCUUAGUAGUCCUCUCAGUUUGGCACCAGAUAUCCUGACCUGGUCAAAGUUUGCUACUGGGUCGAAGGUCACAACCCCACCUGUGCUACCUCAUAUUGCAGAAAGACCACCACCAGUUAAAAAGGAAAAGGUUAAGAAGGUCAGACGAGAGGUCAAAGACCAUGAAAAAACAGAGAAAAGACAACUGGUCAAUGGAGACAGGACCGAAAGCAAUGACUUUUCUCAAGUACAUGUGGAGCAGGAACAGGAAGUCACCCUCAUCAGUAGCAAUGAUGAGUUACCUCCCCUCACAAAUGGACACAUCGAGUCACCGGAAUUACCUCCCAUGGAAAUCCCCCCACUUCCAGAAUAUGUGGAAGAGAAAAAGGAAGUAAAGGCGAAGGAGGAUAAAAGAACCCUCAUCAAGCCACUGCCCAAACCUAAAGAGGCAAAGCUCCCUCCCCCACCCACACUUAAAGGACCCAAGAAAUCGGUACUUAAAACAGGACCGAAGAAAAAGACCCGCGUGCCAUCAGCGGAGGCACCAGUUACGCAGGAGGAACUGAAUGAUAUGACCGAUCCACUGGAUUUUCUCACUAAAUACUGCAUAAUACACAUGGACCGUCUACCCUUUUAUGAGAGAAUCUUCAGUAAUGUUGUAGAAACACAGACUCCACGAUACGAACGAGUACAGCCCUUGUCCCCUCGAACAGGAAUGCCUCUGGCCCAGUCAGAAAUGCCUCAGUGGGGAAAACAUGAACUUAGCAUGUUUCGUGACCUAGUUGUUAUUAGUCGAGGACAGGACCCAGACAAAAUUGGCCUGAGUCCUCCGGAGCAGUACCUGGAGAAGAUCUGUUACACACUGGAGAUUCUAACAGACAAACGCAAGGACAUCUGUGCGUGUCUAGGUGAACUGGAAUCAACAAAGAUAAAGAAAUUAGCAGAAAAGGCCAAAGAGGUUAUCAAAGAUAUCAUCAAACCAAACUUCACCCCAAAGGCACCAAAGAAAGGAAAGAAAAAGAAGAAAAAGAAGGGACAACAGUCCACGGAGGAGCCUGAGGCGCCGACCCCUCGUCUCACACUCAACGACAUCACAGAUGAAAUCAUCGUGAGCAGAAUUGACGAAAAAACUAUGAAAAUGCUGUCUAAGGAAGCAGAUAUCUGUCAAAUUAAUCUGGAAAUGGAACGAUGUAACGAAAAACUUGAUCACAUAGAGGAGAGGAUGUUGCACUUGGAUGGCGAGAAGAACAUCCUAGGAAUGUACUGUAUGGAGGUGUAUUUCCUGGAACAGUUAAAUAAUCAGAAGCCUGUGGAAUUUCGCCGAGCUCAAAGUGCCCUCUACAACAAAGUUCAUCCCUCUCCAGAUAUUGAAAUGAAUGUGGACGAACUAGAAGGGUCCCUCCAGAUCAUCAACAAUAAUCUCCUCUCAAAUAAGGAGUUUGAAUACCUCUUUCAUGUUCUUAAUUUACCUGGGAGGAGGAAGCUAAAUUUUAAGUUGUUCAGCAUUGUGGCAGCGUUAUCAGAGAAAGUCACACAGAUGGACCCUGUUGUCCGAAAGCUGAUAAACAAGAUGGACUAUCAUGCCCUGGAUCAUAAGAUGAACAGGUCAAAGGACUUGUUCGCAUUGCUAUGUGAUGGGGAACCAACACCAAGAGGAAACGCAACAGCAUCCAACUUGGCAGUAGAACUGACCGCUGGAGGUUUGACACCAGAACAUGUUAGAGUGGUGCUGAGCAAGUUCAACAGAGAAGGAAGUGGAUACAUUGACUUCAUGGACUUCGUCAUGUACAUCCCGCUAUUUAUAGAAAUACAUGAACGUAUCGUACAAAACCCACUUGAUGUCAAAUUUACAUUAUGAUGAUCCAGUGUUAUAUAAAGGGCCAUCUGAUGGAAAAUUAACAACAAAACAACAUCCACGAGUUUACUUUCAAAUCAAUACAUGGCUGUUAAAAUGGUAUUACACCCGUAGUUAUAUUCUGUCCUUCAGUGUCCUAAUGGGACCAGAAUAAAUACCGAAACUAUACCGACACCUUAAAUAUUUCAGUAAAUUUUGAACAUUUGUUGGUAUAAGAAUUAUAACCCUGUUUUACUACAAAAAUCCUCGAUAAAAAGAUACAUACAGGUGUAUAUACAGUAUAAAAGUAGAUUCUACCUGCUGUUUAUCUCACAAAUUUUCAAAGUUUACUGAAGACAUUUGAUGGCGACUGUCCAUCGAGGUCACUCUACUGUUUGACGUUAGGGUGACACCGUUACAUAUUUAUUCUCUUGUAAGUGCCGCAACCACACAAAAGUCUGCAGUAGAUGCGGAUCGAUGUUAAUUAUAAAUUCAUUCUCUGAAUAUGAUGUUUUUAUAUCACUGCACCCCCAUUAGAAUAUUUAAUAUCACGGUAACAGCACAUAAUUAUAUAUAUGUAUACCCCUGAAGUCACCGUAUAGUAGUUAUAAUUGUAUUUUCUAAAACUUUCACAAUAAUUAUUCAGAUGAUAUAUUAUCCAUAUAUCAGAAUUGUUCCGUUAAAAGCCAUGAUUAUGGCUGAAAGAAAUUAAAUUAUAUUCAUGUGAAUUAUGUAAUAAUUAAUUUUAAUAUCUAAAAUGUGAUGAAGAGCAAUUUUAUACUGUGAUAAUAAUAUGUUAUUAAACGAUCUGUGAUAUUUUUUAUUUGCCAUUGUUAAUUUCAUAUGCAUCAUGUUAUUUUUUGUUUAUAUUUCAAUGUGAUGAACAUAUUUGUUAUUUGUGUCAAUAUGUUUUAAUAGUUGUUUUUUUUUUCAUCUUCAAGAUAGUUUUACCGCUAUUGACACAUUUUUUCUGUGCAAGCAUUGGAUUUUAAAAAUUAUUGCUCAAUUUCAAACUGCACUGCAAACAGUAGUCUUAUUGGUAGGAAUUUAAUACCUUUUGGUAACAGCAGAGACGUGUACUAGUUUAGUAUAGCGGUGAUAUACACGUCUCUGGUAACAGCAGAGACGUGUACUAGUUUAGUAUAGCGGUGAUAUACACGUCUCUGGUAACAGCAGAGACGUGUACUAGUUUAGUAUAGCGGUGAUAUACACGUCUCUGGUAACAGCAGAGACGUGUACUAGUUUAGUAUAGCGGUGAUAUACACGUCUCUGGUAACAGCAGAGACGUGUACUAGUUUAGUAUAUCGGUGAUAUACACGUCUCUGGUAACAGCAGAGACGUGUACUAGUUUAGUAUAUCGGUGAUAUACACGUCUCUGGUAACAGCAGAGACGUGUACUAGUUUAGUAUAUCGGUGAUAUACACGUCUCUGGUAACAGCAGAGACGUGUACUAGUUUAGUAUAUCGGUGAUAUACACGUCUCUGGUAACAGCAGAGACGUGUACUAGUUUAGUAUAGCGGUGAUAUACACGUCUCUGGUAACAGCAGAGACGUGUACUAGUUUAGUAUAUCGGUGAUACACACGUCUCUGGUAACAGCAGAGACGUGUACUAGUUUAGUAUAUCGGUGAUAUACACGUCUCUGGUAACAGCAGAGACGUGUACUAGUUUAGUAUAUCGGUGAUACACACGUCUCUGGUAACAGCAGAGACGUGUACUAGUUUAGUAUAGCGGUGAUAUACACGUCUCUGGUAACAGCAGAGACGUGUACUAGUUUAGUAUAGCGGUGAUAUACACGUCUCUGGUAACAGCAGAGACGUGUACUAGUUUAGUAUAGCGGUGAUAUACACGUCUCUGGUAACAGCAGAGACGUGUACUAGUUUAGUAUAGCGGUGAUAUACACGUCUCUGGUAACAGCAGAGACGUGUACUAGUUUAGUAUAGCGGUGAUAUACACGUCUCUGGUAACAGCAGAGACGUGUACUAGUUUAGUAUAUCGGUGAUAUACACGUCUCUGGUAACAGCAGAGACGUGUACUAGUUUAGUAUAUCGGUGAUAUACACGUCUCUGGUAACAGCAGAGACGUGUACUAGUUUAGUAUAUCGGUGAUAUACACGUCUCUGGUAACAGCAACACAAUUUCACUUUAAGUCAUUCACUAACUUUCCAAGGGAGAUAACUGAACCAUUUCGCAUAGACAGAUGGUCAGGUUAUUACGAAGUAUACAAGUAAGAUGGUACAAAUAGGUAGAUGGACUUUACAGACACGUGGUCUUGAAGGUUUGAAAACAAAAAAUUCUAGACUUGAAAAUUAAAAAUUGAAUGUUCAAGUAAAGAUCAGAUUUUAAAGUAUCCAGGGAUUAGGUCACAUUAACAUAUUAAGUUUAUUUCACAUUUAUAUUUUUAAAAGCAUGCAAAAUUCCCGCCGAUAUGUCAGUAAAUAAUUAUCUUAAGUCUUCAUCAAAUUUUUGUUGUUUUGUUUUUGUUUUGUUUAAUUACUGUGUGAUCACCGAGAAAUGUUUAUAUACACGGUUAUUUCUGGUUAGGAAAUGCAAUUUUUUUCACAACAUGCAAUAUUUGGAAAUAAAUGAUUUAAUAUUAUA
Molecule: messenger RNA, 5840 nt
Organism: Pecten maximus
Lineage: Eukaryota; Metazoa; Mollusca; Bivalvia; Pectinida; Pectinidae
Source: RefSeq, a predicted model, not a curated record